AUGGAAGGCUUUAGAGCACCAGAAAGCGACGCUCCCGCUCCCGCUCCCGCCGUAACCGAAAACACAGCAGCAGCAGCAGCACCUCAAGUGGACGCCUUUUCUGUGGAAUCGGAUGGCGUUGCGUGGCGGCAAUUUGCAGCUCGUGAGGAAGACGCUAUUAAGCGCGUCUUGCUGUUGUUGCAACUCGAGCAGCAGCAGAGGCGGCGUGCAGCGGCAGCUCCUGGGGGGGCUGUUGCGGGUCUGUCGUGGAAGGCAUUGGAUUCUCUUUUGAAGGCAAGAGCAGCAGCGGCUCGAAGGCGAGCAGAUUCGCGCGAAUUCUCUGAAGAGAGGCGCCAGCGGAUUUCCACAGUCUCCGCGGAGUUCAGUUCAGAGGACGCUGAAGCAGCGUCGUCAGGGCGGGAGCUGCGUGAAGUGUUAUUGGAGGAAGGCUGGUCAGUUGUUGAGAACGUGAAGCAGCAGACCAUUCGUUUGCCUCGAGCGUUGCGCUCGCUGCUGCUGCAGCAAGGGGGUUUUGGGCUAAAGGAGUUGUUGCAGAGCGCGAUCGAGAAGAGCGGAAACUCCCCUUUUUUUCCCGCGCUUUCUCCCGUGUUUUCUUCUCUAGCGGAGGAGGCGCGGGCUGGCGUUACACCCCGGCACUUGUCUAUGUCGGAGGCGUAUUCAAGAGCAUACAAGCAGCUGGCAGACGCAGUGCAUCCGCACAAGCUCACGCGAGCCGUCAAAGUGGACGGGCACUACCUGUAUCCGUGGUCGGUGUUCACGAAGCAGGAGCGAGAGCAGCUCUGGCUCAUGGCGGAUCAGCUGAAGUGGCUCCCCAAGUGGAUCAAGCAUCAUCGCGUCGCGCGAAAGCCACCUCCUAGGGUUCUAAAAACGCAUUUGCCAGUUCUGAAACCAAAAUUUACGGAUAUUUAUGGCGGUCCAGGGGCGCCUUCCUUGGGUGCAGAACCGGGGGUGCGAUACACCUGGCUGGGGCAUGCGUCGGGGCUUGUGACGAUCGACGGUUUGAACGUGUUGAUAGAUCCUGUUUUGGGGGAGGAUAUUGUGGGUGCAAUGAGUGAUUUGGCGAAGCGUUUCUUGAAUUUCGUGAAUUCGAAGCUGUGUGGCAGUCUGGGGGAGCGGCUUCGACCUGCCCCUGCGCGCAUUAGCGAGUUGCCAUCCGAUCUGCAUUUGGUCAUCUUGUCUCACAAUCACCAAGACCACAUCAUGGAGCGCGACAUUAAGCACUUGUGUAGGACGCACAAGGAGCGUUUUAAGCAUUUGAUGUGGUAUGUUCCCGAAGGGGUUGCGUGGUUCCUCGUGAAACACGGGUGCUCGCCGCAACGCGUGUGCGAGUUCACGUGGGGAGAAAGCAGAACGCUCUCGUGCAUGCCGCGGAACGGGCAGUAUGCGUGCAGCGACGGGGUGUGGGUUAGGCCGGCGGCUGCCGGCGACGCUCUCUCGCAGGCGCAUUCGCCGAAUGGUGGCGGCGCUCCCUCUAGCGACGAGAGCGGGUGGCAGGGGCCCUCUAGCGGCGCGUUGCAUGCUUCGGAGGGGAGUGGCAGCGGGAGGUUCUCUGGUCAUGACAGGGGGGGAGACAAGGGGAUGCCUUCAACGCCGAGCAAGAAGAAGAUGCCGCCCAUGCAUCGCUCGGUGCGAGGAGCAGCUCCGGCUAACGGGGGGGCGGGGGGCGGAGCUCCGCCUCUCGGGAGCGGCGUGGAUGCUCGGAGCGCGGCUCAAGAUCGCUCUCUCGGGGGGGGGAGGCUGCCCAUGAACGCAGGAGCGGGGGGGGCGGGGGGGGGAAUGCAGCAGUUUCGCGCCAGUCGCCUCGCGGGAGCUCCCCCCGCAGGCGCUGAGGGGUCGCUCGGCGAGGCGCGCGCGAGCGAGGCGGCUGUAGAUCGCUUCACCAUCACCUACGUUGGCAACGUUCACUGGAGCGGGCGAAGCCCAGCCAAGGCUGAUCACAACACCUCCCUUUGGGGGGGAUUCGCCAUCAAAGGGCCCCGUCACAACUUUUUUUACGGCGGCGACACGAGUUAUUUCAGGAAAGAUUUCGACGAGUUUCGCAAGGUAGGUCGCCUCUUGGGUCCGUUCCAUCUGGCGGCUUUGGCGAUCGGCGCCUACGAGCCGAACGAGGAUUUGCGCUACCAGCACGUCAAUCCGCAGGAGGCUCUCAUGCUCUUCAAGGAUAUCCGAGCGGAAGUCGGCGUCGGCGUGCACUGGGGAACGAUGCGGCUCUCGGCAGAAAAUUUCUUCGACCCCAUGUUGGAGCUGGAGUGCGCCUUGCUCGGUGUCUCCGUGGGGGUUUGCCGUGGGGAGACAGUUCCUGGCGGCGGCUUUGUUGCCGGUGCUGAGGGGGGGGGGGCGAGUGGGGGGGGUGUUUCUGCGGAUAUUCCGCCGAACGCUCCCAAGCCGCUUGCAACAAAGGAGGCUGCAGUGCCAGACGGCAAGCGCGGGAAGAAGGCAGCGACUCAAGAAGCCGCCGCAGGCAGCGGGGAGAGGGCGGGCAGCGGCGCCGACGCAGGCGCCAAGAAGAACAGCAGCAGCGCAGAUGCGAGUGCGGAGGGCGCAUCCACUGCGAGAGAGGAGGAAACCGACACACUCGUUGCCGGCUCAACGCUUACGGCAAGCGUCCUCUUCGAACCCGAACCAGAGCUCGAAGCAGCGCCCACAGUCGCUGCAGCCACUGCGGCAGGCGCUGCAGCCGCUGCGGAUGACGCGCCUUCCUCUUCGCGGGGAACCACACGAGAAGCUGACGGAGAAGCAGCAAAAGGCACUGGGCUUAAAGCCGCAGACACUCCGGCUCAGACACCCUCUCUGCAGCGGCGGCAACCGCAUUCGAAACUCCGAGAUGCAAUCGACCAUUUGCUGGAGAAUCCACUGAGCGUGCUGCGACGGGGAAGACGCCCAACGAACAUGCGGGAAGCCAUUUUCCCUGGGCACUUCUACAGAUCCACGCUGCAGCCGGUAGCUCUGUGGAGCGACCCUCUGCUGCACCCCAGCAACGCAAGGAGGCUGCGCCGUGCAGAGAAGCUAGAAGCACUAGGUUUGCUACAUCACGAUCCACAUUGGAGGGAAAAGCUCCUUGUGGAGGGUGCUCGCUUUCAAACUCUCCAUAUUGGGCAUUCUAUUCAGGUUGAGCAGGGGGACGAUGGCACACACAUUCUCAUGUCGAGGAGCAGCGCGAGAGACCACAUUGAUCCUCAAGCCACUGCAGAGCAAUACGCCUUCCUGCCCCUCUACCUGAAGCCCGCCAGUGCUGGCGUUUCCAACGGAAGAAAUUCUGGAGUUCGUAACGGAGCCAAGGGAACGCAUGCUCGCGGAGGAGGUGUGUCAGCGUCGCCGAUGGAGGCGGCUAGAGGGCAGCAGUCUGACGAAGUGGGGAGCAUGGAAGUUGCUUUUUCGCGGGUUGCGGUAGGAGUAGGAGUUCCCAACUUAAGGAGACAGCAGCGUGCAGCGCCUGCCGGUUCUGCGAUUCGGCCGUCUUCGAAAGCCGACUCGCCAGUCGCGGCUGGCGUUGAAGAGGAGGAUGAAGAGACGGAAGUCUUUGAUAUCAUGGACUGA
Molecule: messenger RNA, 3537 nt
Organism: Cyclospora cayetanensis
Lineage: Eukaryota; Apicomplexa; Conoidasida; Eucoccidiorida; Eimeriidae
Exons: 5
Coding region: 1-3537 (1178 amino acids)
Cellular component (GO): cytoplasm
Source: RefSeq, a predicted model, not a curated record